Phyllostomus hastatus (greater spear-nosed bat) is the source of this 762-nucleotide messenger RNA. It is a transcript of the gene SRD5A2, whose product is annotated as steroid 5 alpha-reductase 2. The coding region runs from base 1 to 762 and encodes 253 amino acids. The record is from RefSeq and is a predicted model, not a curated record. Gene Ontology annotation, cellular component: membrane. Gene Ontology annotation, biological process: steroid biosynthetic process. The transcript is spliced from 5 exons. NCBI's taxonomy places the organism in Eukaryota, Metazoa, Chordata, Mammalia, Chiroptera, Phyllostomidae. Gene Ontology annotation, molecular function: 3-oxo-5-alpha-steroid 4-dehydrogenase activity.
AUGCCCGUUCACUGUCUGCAGAGCCCGGUGCUGGCGGGCUGCGCCGCUUUAGCCACGAUGGGGGCCCUGAUACUGUACUUAAGGGAGCCCUCCGGCUACGGGAAGUACACGGGGAGUGUGACCGCAGCUACCCACCUGUCCGCCCGCGCCGCCUGGUUCCUGCAGGAGCUGCCCUCCUUCGCGGUCCCGGCGUGGAUGCUCCUCGGUCAGACCCGCGCUCUCCUUGGCCCGCCCGGGACUGUGCUUCUGGGCCUCUUUUGCGCGCAUUACUUCCACAGGACAUUUAUUUAUGCCCUCCUCAGUAGAGGGAGGCCUUUUCCAAUUGGGAUACUUAUCAAAGGCUUUGUCUUCUGCAUGGGAAAUGGAUUCCUGCAAAGCUACUACCUGAUUUACUGCGCUGACUACCCUGCUGAGUGGUACACAGACAUACGGUUUAUCCUGGGUGUCUUCCUAUUUAUCUUUGGCAUGGGCAUCAACAUUCACAGUGACUAUAUAUUGUACCAGCUCCGGAAGCCUGGAGAAAUCAUCUAUAAGAUUCCACAAGGUGGCUUGUUCACAUACGUUUCAGGAGCCAAUUUCCUCGGUGAGAUCAUCGAAUGGAUCGGCUUUGCCCUGGCCACCUGGUCCCUCCCAGGACUUGCAUUUGCAUUUUUCUCGCUUUGUUUCCUUGGGCUGCGAGCUUUUCACCACCAUAGGUUCUACCUCAAGAUCUUUGAGGACUACCCCAAAUUUCGGAAAGCCCUCAUUCCAUUUAUCUUUUAA